GCCGGUGGCAAUCCGUCCUGCGGGCGCUUCUGACAAACGCGCUCUCGCGGGCUGGCCUGGUCCUCUCGUCGUCGUUCCCCCCUGCCUGGCUCUCGUCGACCAAGCCCUAUCGGUCCAUUUGCUACGAAGAGCUACUAUCUCAAGGUCCGGGAGGCGCGUGACUAGCAAACUCGAGGCUGGGAACCAGUCGGACCGAGUCACACACGAGUGGCAGUGGCUGAAUAGCAAGACCUCCGAGGCGGCUGUGGAUGCACUCGAGGGCUAUCUCUCUGCUCCGCCGCUCAUCUUUGGCUUCAUCUGUACUAUACUCGGCAUCAUUUUCCUCGAGAUCUCUCAGAUCCUGCACCUCGAUGGCGGCCCAGCAGCCACCCUGGUCUCUUCCGAAACGCAAGGAGGAUGAACCUGUCUUGAAGAUCUAUAACUCGCUCACGAAGUCAAAAACAGAGUUUGUCGCGAUCAACGGGCGACAUGUGAAGUGGUACAACUGCGGGCCGACCGUCUACGACGCGUCACAUAUGGGACACGCUAGGAACUACGUGACCCAGGACGUGCUGAGGCGUAUCAUGACCGACUACUUCGGUUAUGAUGUGCACUUCGUCAUGAACAUCACGGACAUCGACGACAAAAUCAUCCUCCGAGCUCGUCAAUCGUACUUGGUCAACAAGUUCCGCUCCGAAACCACAGCACUCUCGCGGGAUCUAGUCACCCAGCUGGAGACGGCGUGGACGGACUAUGUGCAGUCAAAAGUGAGCAAGGGCUUGUCGGAUACGGAUAGGCCGGGCAAAGGCAAGGAGAAGGAGGCGUGGCCGCAGCUUGUGACGCGGUUCCAGGACAAGGCGUGGAAGCAGGAGGGCCUGAAGAGAGACGAGAAGUUCGAGAUGCACUUUUCCGCAGCACAUCGGACGUAUGCGGCACUUCUAGUGGCGGAAGAAUCCCUGCGGGCGGGGGAUUCCUCGCAGCAGCUCGCACACACUCUGAUUGACGAAGCCCACGAUAUUAUUGCCAUUUCGCUGGACAAGCAGCAUGGCAGUUCCGUGACAGAUCACUCCAUCUUUCGAUCCCUCGCUGCAUACUGGGAGGACCAAUUCUUCAACGACAUGCGCCGGCUGCGUGUACGAGAUCCCGACACUCUCACUCGCGUGACGGAGUUUGUACCGGAGAUUGCUUCGUUCGUUGAAGGCAUCGUGAAGAACGGCUACGGCUACGUGGUCGACGGUAGCGUGUACUUCGACACCCGGGCAUUCGACAAGGCGGACGGACAUUACUACGCCAAGCUCGAGCCCUGGAGCAAGGGUAACCGGGAGUUGCUAGAAGAGGGUGAAGGUGCGCUGACAGCAACGACAGGCAAGCGCUCGCCGGCCGAUUUCGCGCUGUGGAAGGCAUCGAAACCUGGCGAGCCUUCUUGGCCAUCUCCAUGGGGGCCUGGACGCCCCGGGUGGCACAUUGAGUGCUCGGUCAUGGCGUCAGCGAUCCUUGGGGAUAACAUGGAUAUCCACUCCGGCGGAAUCGAUCUCGCCUUUCCACAUCAUGAUAAUGAGAUGGCGCAGUCUGAGGCCUACCACAAUUGUCCCGCGUGGGUAAAUUACUUCAUCCACACAGGUCACUUGCACAUCGAAGGCCUCAAGAUGAGCAAGUCGCUGAAGAACUUCAUUACAAUUGAUGAAAUCCUUCAGAAGUACACCGCGCGACAGCUCCGGAUUGCAUUCCUGACUCAGCUCUGGAAUGCGAGAGUCGACUUCUCAGAGGCGUUGAUGACAGGCGAGGUUCGGACCAUCGAAGCGACGUUCAACAAUUUCUUCACCCUCGUGAAAGCCCUUGUCACCCAAGCAGACGCGGAGGGUGCCCGACUGGACGGCAAGAAUAGGUUCGGCGACGCAGAGCACGAGUUGACGAACAGUCUCCAUUCCAGCCAAGAUGCGUUCCGAGCUGCCCUCUGCGAUUCGUUUAACACGCCGGAGGCACUGAACGUGCUUCGGGAACUCGUAUCUCGCACGAACGUGUACAUUAACUCUCGCGGGAAGGACCUUGAGGUCAGCGUCGUCGUGCGAGUCACGGGCUGGGUCGGCAAGAUGCUCCGCAUGUUUGGCCUAGGCGAAGGAGAGACGUCGGAGAUCGGUUGGGGGCAAGAGCGAGACGCGGGAGAAGGAAGCGUAAAUCGCGAAGAGAUUCUCAUGCCGUACCUUCGCACGUUGUCGACGUUCCGUGAUGGAGUGAGAAGGCUAGCCAUUGCGAGGGGCGACACGGCUCUAAAGGACAUUCUCGUGCUAUCGGAUAAACUGCGGGACGUCGAUCUGGUCCCGCUUGGGGUUGCCUUGGACGACCAGGACGACGGCAAGGCUCUCGUCAAGCUAGUUCCGCCCGCCGACCUGAUCAGAGCGCGCGAAGAGAAACGUGCGCAGGCUGAGGCAAAGGCUGGAAAGAAAGCUGCGGCAGUGGAAGCAGAACGGCAGAAGCGACUACAGAAGCUCGAGAAGGGGCGCGUGGCUCCACGGGACAUGUUCAAGCCUCCACACGUUCGCGAAGGAACAUACGGGAACUGGGACGAGAACGGGCUGCCGCUCACGGACGGUGACGGCAAGGAGUUGAGCAAGAACGCAUCAAAAAAGGUGCAGAAGGAAUGGGCAGCCCAGAAGAAGCUGCACGAAGAGUUCUUGGCAUGGCAAGAAUCCGGAGGGUCGUAAAAGUACGUAGUCAUCGCCAUUGCUGUAGCGUAGUAAGGAUACUGUUGUGUGAGUGCAAGCAUGUGUGCCUGCUCCACCCAGUUCUUGUGCACAAUCGAUUUAUCUUCGGAUCUCACACAAUGGGCGGGGUGUGUAGUCGCGGGAU
This is a messenger RNA of Rhodofomes roseus, 2826 nucleotides long. RefSeq names its product tRNA synthetases class I (C) catalytic domain-containing protein. Gene Ontology annotation, biological process: cysteinyl-tRNA aminoacylation. Gene Ontology annotation, cellular component: cytoplasm. The record is from RefSeq and is a predicted model, not a curated record. The coding region runs from base 249 to 2681 and encodes 810 amino acids. The transcript has 13 exons. Gene Ontology annotation, molecular function: ATP binding; cysteine-tRNA ligase activity. NCBI's taxonomy places the organism in Eukaryota, Fungi, Basidiomycota, Agaricomycetes, Polyporales, Fomitopsidaceae.